Molecule: messenger RNA, 6414 nt
Organism: Varroa destructor (honeybee mite)
Lineage: Eukaryota; Metazoa; Arthropoda; Arachnida; Mesostigmata; Varroidae
Gene: fab1
Product: 1-phosphatidylinositol 3-phosphate 5-kinase fab1
Biological process (GO): melanosome organization; intracellular signal transduction; regulation of reactive oxygen species biosynthetic process
Cellular component (GO): cytoplasmic vesicle; vesicle membrane
Molecular function (GO): ATP binding; 1-phosphatidylinositol-5-kinase activity; 1-phosphatidylinositol-3-phosphate 5-kinase activity
Source: RefSeq, a predicted model, not a curated record
UUAUUUUUAGGUGGUCGGAUCGCAGAACCGUAUGUGUGGGUUUUGCGGUCAGUUGUUCUCGAUACAUGCACGAACAGUCCGUUAGGGUGGAUUUGUUUGUUUGGCUGAAUCGGAGGUCGCAGUUGUCUCAUCUAAACUGUGGCUGUUAUCGCUGAGCUGAACUGUCAUGGGAUGCAGCGGCUUUUACGGGUUCGGAAUUGCUCAGUUGUUGUUAAUUAAUUUUAUGUAUUUGAAUAUAGUUAAUAUAUACCAAAAAUAGUCUGAGCUUAAAAAAAUUAAAGGAAAAUGACGUCUAAAAAUGAUUUGGACCAUUACGAGUGGCGAGCUAAAGGCCGCAAGCUCGACUGCGUCGAUUCGCUCAGUGAGUUUGCGCCGAUACCUGUUGCCCCCGAAGUCGAGCAGCCAAAAACGUCUACUUUAAAUUUAGCUAGUCAACUUUUAUAUCGUGCUGCCAGCACUAUCGUUGGUGAUCCUUCGCCGCAGAAAGAUGCUGAAGACUCGAUAGCUGAGGCGAAGCACACGAUCCUACAAAGAAUUACCUCAAUUCUUGAUCGAGGCGGAAAGGUCUCGGCGGCCGAUCUAAAUGACUCGGAGUUUAAACAGUUCUGGAUGCCUGAUAGUAACUGUAAAGAAUGUUAUGAAUGCGGAGUGAAAUUUUCAACCUUUAAACGGCGACAUCAUUGCCGAAUCUGUGGUAGAAUUUUUUGUGCUACGUGCUGCAAUUUGGACAUUAUAAAAAAACACAAGGAUGACAUAGAUCUUCGAGUUUGUCAGUACUGUGCUGCCGAUAUUCUCAAGUACUUGAGAUCAAAGAACGUGAGUCGCGCAGCUGAACCCGCCGUCAUGAAUAUGGAUAUGAGUCGGCGUGAGUCAGUCACGUUUCGUGAAGAGGCACUGUGGCCACAAACGGACAACAAUAAAUUUGUUGUAGUAGAACAUUUCACGGAAACUGUAAAAGGCCUUGGUGGAAUCUUGGAUAUAAACGCGCUCUGGAAGAGGACCCUUGAAGAGUUUCCAUUCCAGAACCAUCGACUGCAGGAUUUGAGCUACCCGAACACAGCAACAGGGACCAGCCUCGUGACUUGGUUUCAGGCCGAGCUGACCAUCGAGCGCGCAGCUGCUGUAGCUGUCGGUCAACAGCUGAUUGACGCAGGCCUAUUAGAAACCGUGGGCCAGCCCACCGUCAAGCAGUUUGUCGACGCCACGAUAUUAUACCGACCAGUUGGACUGAGUGCUGAUCCAACGACUGAAAAAGAAGGCGACAACGCAGACCCCCUCUGGGUGUCCGAGAUCGCACAAGAGUCGAGGAGUUCGUCCGAAGAGCAAUUCGUUGCCGACUGGAUCAAGACGCCUGGCCAAUCUCGGUCCAGUACGGGCGAACGGAAAGUACUCAAAUCUGAUUCAUCUUUCCAGCUUGACCUCAAUCUUAAGCAAAGCUCUGCUAGCGUUUCGCGUACCCAGCUAGAACAGGAACCGGGGGAUGGCGAAGAGGAGUUUGUUCGCAACACAUGGGACCUUUCUGAUGGUGAGCGAGCCGUCGGUGAUGAUUCGGCUGUCAGCGGGGCUCUUAUUGCGUCAACAGAACAGAGUAGUAACCAAACGGACGAAAAAGCUAUUCCCGAAAGUGAGCUAAAUGAAAUACGCUCGUGUUUUGAUUCUCAAUAUGCUCACAUGGCAAAGGAAAUGCUAAAUCAGCAGUUGGCUUCUAACGGCCUUAAUCAGAGUUGGGCGGAGAUUAUCAUACCAAUCGUACAACGGGUGGCAGCGACGGUAACACCGCCAACAAACAAUAACGAUAUCCGUGAUUUCGUUCACAUCAAGAAGAUUCCCGGUGGGAUGAAGAAAGACACGUCGAUCAUUUGGGGCACUGCGUUCAGCAAAAAUCUCGUUCAUAAGGAGAUGCGGUGUCACGUCGAACAACCGAAGGUUCUUAUCUUGCAGGGAGCCAUCACUUAUCAGCGUAAUGAGUCGAAAAUUGAUACACUUGAACCCAUCGUAAUGCAAGAGCAAGAUUACGUUAAAUAUGCCAUAGCUAAAAUCCGAGCUUAUCAACCUGAUAUUCUCAUUGUAGAGAAGAGUGUCUCAUGGCUAGUGAGAGAGAAGGUUCGUGAGCUAAACGUUUCGCUAAUCACUAAUGUGAAAAAAUCCGUCAUGGAAAGGCUCGCACAUCUUACCGGAUCUACGCAGGUGACCGGCCUCGACGCGUUGGGUUCUCCAACGCUUGGCACUUGCGAGCGGUUUUACGUUCGACCGUUUGAUAUGAGCAUUAGCCAAACCAAAUCCAUAACGGUUUUUUCCGGCUGUUCGGAGCACCUAGGCUGCUCUGUAUUACUCAGAGGAGGGAAUUUAACCGAGCUGUCAAAACUCAAACGGGUUCUUAAGUUCAUGAUUUUUAUGAACUAUAACUGGAAACUGGAAAAAGCCUUCCUACUAAACGAAUUAGCUGUUCCACCAAUGACGGGUGCUAUGGUAGUUGAAGAAGACGAAGUUGCCAUAGACGCUGUCAAUAGUUUACCGCCAACGCCGCCGUUGCUAUCACAAACGUCGACGGUGGAGAUUCGCGAACUCGAAGCGGAGGCUGUUGAGGACAAUUCGGAUCCUUUAAGGAGCGCCGAUCCCGACAAAUUUGCUAUCACCUUACCUGUUGUUGACAAGGAGCCACCAGAAGAGGAAAAGUACUAUACACAUACACAGUUCACAAACGUUCUGAAAAAUACACUGCUUACGAUAUCACCGUUCCUCAAGGUGAAUCCGCCUUACAUGGAGACACCAGCAGGAGCAACCUGUCUGUUACGCAGUUACCUUCCAAAAGAGCUGUAUGUCUCAGAGAAACUACAGCCACCGCGUGCUUUAAUUGCACCCCUUCUGAAAAUGGAACCCGCAUCAGCUAAUAUUUUCGGUACCGAGGCUUGGAGCAAACGGGCAGAUAUACAGCUGCUUGAACCACAUCCAUUCCUAAAUUUACCUGCGGCCUGUUUUGGUAAAGGCCGAUUGCGGGAAAACCCGAAGUUUCGCGCAUUACUCGCUGACUACCGCGCUCGAGGUGCGCGAAUCAACAAGAUCUGCAAAUGUCGCCUCAAUCAGGACAACAAACAAGCUGAUUCAGGCAAGCAGAUGGCAAGCUAUUCUCAACAGCAAGAUAUCUCAAAACAAGACUGCUUCUCGCCGUAUAAUCACCAACAAAUGGUUGUACUCUUCUUCAGCUAUUCGAGUAAUUCGAAGAACGCACCGGGUUUUUGUGUUGAUCCAAAUUUCCUCACUAUGGAUUUUUACGCCAAUCAUGACAUAACAUUGGGUCGUUACCUGAAGCGCUACUGUCUUCAACCCGAAUAUGCAUGCCAAUGCGGCCUAAGAAUGCUACACCAUAACCGAAAGUUCAUUCAUGACACUGGCAGUAUUGUACUUAACACGUGGUAUCUCGACAAAAUGUUCCUUCCACAGAAUCGAAUAACGAUGUGGAGUUUUUGUCGCAAAUGUCGUUACAUGUCGAAAUUCGAAAGCAUGUCAAAAGACACCUAUAACCUGUCAUUUGCUAAGUAUCUCGAGCUGCGUUUUUAUGGAGCAGCCUACACUUGUCGAGGAUCGGAUACCGAACCGUGUGGACAUUCGCUUCAUCAUGAUCACUACCAAUACUUUGCCACGGGACAUAUGUACGCGGCGUUGAAGUACGUUCCUAUCAUAAUACGGGAAAUCGUUCUGCCGCCGAACACGAUCCGUAUCAAGAAGCAACUACUGAACGUGUCUCGCAUCAGUGACGAAAUUCGCGAGCUGUCUGAGAAGUCAAGCGAAUUCUAUCAGACAGUUUUACAGGCACUAAUGGGUAUCAAAGAUCAGGUGGUCGGCACGAAACAUGAGGUGUGGAUUAAUAACAUGUUCGAAAUUUGUCGCGAGCAGCAACGCAAAAGUAAAGAUCACAUCGAGAAGAUCAAUGUGCAGUUGACUACACCAGGUGAAGAAGACAACGAAGAAAGGUGUUGGCCUAUUUUUGAUAGCCUUGUAGGUCUCAAGCAACAUAUAGCAGACGGGGUACAAACAUGGAACGGGCUGUUGGUCAACUUCGAGAAUGCUAGAAAAAGGGAAGAGAAAGCGGGUGGCAAGACCGAUAGCAACUCGUUUAGCAAGCCUGGACUCGAUGUGGCUGUCGUGGGUCCAUUAGACAACGACAGUGUUGACCAGACCGAAGUGAUAUGUGAUCCGACAAAAUUGCUUGAAAGCCAAGAUACACGAAAGAGUAUUAGUCCUGCGUUAACCACUGCGACCGAUUCCGAAACAGAAGAGAAUACUCGGAUUCCGUCAUUAUUCAUAGAGGAGAAAUUUUCCAUACGCAGCGAUGAGUUGACAGUAAGUAUUGAUGCAGCAAAACAGGAAAAGCGAGGGGUAAAGACGAUUUUUUCACAGUUUCUCAAUACAGGUACAUCGACCGUCAUCCAAAGUCCAUUUACGGCCUCGGAACAUUAUAACCUCAAUCUUGGUACAGAACCGCGCGUAGCUGUUUAUGAUACCGAGCCUUCGUCCAUCGUCGCCGCGUCACUGGCCUCGACCGAAUACCACAACGCCCUAGCCAAGCUACAAAUGCAAUUAGGCUCCAUUAUAGAGCAUAACCGAGAAGUGUCACCUAACAAGGAAGUCGACAUUCUUGAAAUAAAGAACUUCACUUUGCCCCAACAGCCGAGUACGAAACCAGAACAAGCCCAGUUGCACAUUGACAUACAGUUUCAGGAUGUGUCUUCACGAUACUACUGUAGGAUAUACUUCGCCGAGCAGUUCCGACAGGUGCGGAAAUUACUGUUUCCAGCUGGUGAACAACGGUUCAUCUAUUCGUUGGCACGGUGUGUGUCAUGGCAAGCGCAGGGCGGUAAAAGUGGUUCCGUAUUCUGCAAGACGUUGGAUGAUCGCUUCAUACUAAAGGAAAUGAGCCGCUCGGAAAUGGAGUGCGUAAGACAGGAGUUUGGUGUGAAAUACUUUGACUACAUUUCACGUGCCUCGAAAGGCAAACAUCCUACUGUGUUAGGCAAGAUUGUGGGAGUUUACCGCAUUGGCUGCCACAACUCUGCAACGAAUCACCAGUGUAGGAUGGACUUGCUCGUCAUGGAGAACUUAUUUUACGAGCGUAACAUCGUACAGAAGUUUGACCUUAAAGGCUCGGAGAGGAAUCGUUUGGUUGACGACGCCGAACGAGAUGAUGUCGUUCUGCUCGACGAAAAUUUCAUGAUGAAAAUGUGUGGAAACCCAUUGUACAUCAGACAGCACUCGAAAAAGGUGCUAUUGGCAGCUAUCAUCAAUGACUCCAGUUUUCUCGCCGAAUGCAAAGUAAUGGACUACUCGCUUCUGGUCGGCAUUGACGCAGAGAAGAACGAAUUUGUAGUUGGCAUUAUCGACUACAUACGACAGUUCACGUGGGACAAAAAAGCCGAAAUGAUCGUCAAAUCCGCUUUUACUGUCAAAAGCCCUACCGUCAUUUGGCCAGCCGAGUACAAGUCCCGUUUUCAAGGUGCUAUGGAUAAAUACUUCUUAGCGGUGCCUGACCGAUGGACGCCAAUGGGCAAGGAUUCCACGUAUCACCCGGAAAGGGGGCGCAUGACCGCUUCUUAGCAUCGGAACUAUCUUUUUAACAACAUCUCCGAUAGAAAUAUAUCUACCUAACAACUCUAUAUAACUUGUUAUUGAAUGGAUUGUGAGUCAGUGAAAACUGUUACACAAUGUCCACAUGACGUAAAGCACUAACUGCUCGUUGAGCUGUAUUUAUAUAUGAAGUUACAAACGCUGGCACUUCUUUAUGCAAAUAUGUAGGGCUUCAGUAUUACUAAUUCAACGUUAUUUUUUCUUAGUAAGAGUAGUACAAGAAACUCAAUGUAUAAAACUGAUCAAACUUCCUGUUGCAAUUAAUGAGAUAUAUAAUGAAAUAAAAUAGUAAGCGAAAGUUGGCACAAUUGAACCGAUUGUCGAGCUAUAACGAGAAUCGUGUACUGUAAUAUGUUUACUGCGAAUAAAUAGUGUAAUAUGGAUAUGAUAUACAGCAAUUUAUAUGAAACAUCGUCCCGGGAAAGAAACAUCGUAACCUGCUAGUAAAGAAAACAAGGUAGGUGAUCUCGUGGAGACAAAAGUUAUCCGACCAAAGCUGAAAUGUAAAUAUUACUAAUGACUAGGGGUGUAUAUGGCUUGGAGCAGGAGUGCAUAAAGUGAUGCAAACGUUAGGACAACAAAUAUGCUAGUAUCAUGAACACAAAAGUUGGUUACAAAUGAUGACGAAUAAUAAUAAAGUUUGUUACGUUUAUAAGUAGUUAAAAUGACUUCUUAGAUGCUGAUGUCGUAUUCCGAGGUGUCUAUGUAUAUAUUUUUUAACAUAUAAAUUACUACAAUAAUACGGUUAUAUUAGAGGAAUAGUACGCUGCAUUUAACAAACAUUUCGUAUUG